GCCCCGGCCCACAGAGCGAGCGGGAGGAGGAGCUGCGGCGGCGGCGGCGGCCACUCGGGCAGGUUGGCAGCGCCGCGGGAAGCCGCCGACGGCGCGGGCUGCUGGUCCCCACGCGCAGGAGGCGCGGGCGGCGCCGAGGCAAUGGAGCCUGGUGACGCGGCGCGCCUCGGCCCGGGGCGGGCGGCCCGGGCGCUGCCACCGCGGUUGCUGCUGCUGCUGCUGCUGCCGCUGCUGCUGGGUCGGGGGCUGCGCGCGGCGGCCGCGGCCUCCUCCUCUGGGGCGGCGGCCGAGGACAGCAGCGCCAUGGAGGAGCUCGCCACGGAGAAGGAGGCGGAGGAGAGCCACCGGCAGGACAGCGUGAGCUUGCUCACCUUCAUCCUGCUGCUCACGCUCACCAUCCUCACCAUCUGGCUCUUUAAGCACCGCCGGGUGCGCUUCCUGCACGAGACCGGGCUGGCCAUGAUCUACGGGCUCAUCGUUGGGGUGAUCCUGAGGUACGGCACCCCUGCCACCAGUGGUCAUGACAAGUCACUCAGCUGCACUCAGGAAGAUAGGGCCUUCAGCACCUUAUUAGUGAAUGUCAGCGGGAAGUUCUUCGAAUACACCCUGAAAGGAGAGAUCAGCCCCGGCAAGAUCAACAGCGUGGAGCAGAAUGACAUGCUGAGGAAGGUAACAUUUGAUCCAGAGGUCUUUUUCAACAUUCUCCUGCCUCCAAUUAUCUUCCAUGCUGGAUACAGUUUAAAGAAGAGACACUUUUUCAGAAAUCUUGGGUCUAUUCUGGCUUAUGCCUUCUUGGGGACUGCCGUUUCCUGCUUCAUUAUUGGAAAUCUCAUGUACGGUGUGGUGAAGCUCAUGAAGAUCGUGGGGCAGCUCUCGGAUAAAUUUUACUACACGGAUUGUCUCUUUUUCGGAGCAAUUAUCUCUGCCACUGACCCAGUGACCGUACUGGCGAUAUUCAAUGAACUGCAUGCAGACGUGGACCUUUACGCUCUUCUGUUUGGAGAAAGCGUCCUAAAUGAUGCUGUUGCCAUUGUGCUGUCCUCGUCUAUUGUUGCCUACCAGCCAGCUGGGCUGAACACUCACGCCUUUGAUGCUGCUGCCUUUUUUAAGUCAGUUGGCAUUUUCCUGGGUAUAUUUAGUGGUUCUUUCACCAUGGGAGCUGUGACUGGUGUUUUCCUUGACGGGGCGGACGUGACCAAAUUCACCAAGCUGCACUGCUUCCCCCUGCUGGAGACCGCGCUCUUCUUCCUGAUGUCCUGGAGCACGUUCCUCUUGGCAGAAGCCUGUGGGUUUACAGGCGUGGUAGCCGUGCUUUUCUGUGGAAUCACACAGGCUCAUUACACCUACAACAAUCUGUCGGUGGAAUCAAGAAGUCGAACAAAGCAGCUCUUUGAGGUGCUACACUUCCUGGCAGAGAACUUCAUCUUCUCCUACAUGGGCCUGGCGCUGUUUACCUUCCAGAAGCACGUUUUCAGCCCUGUUUUCAUCAUUGGAGCUUUUGUUGCCAUCUUCCUGGGCAGAGCUGCACAUAUCUACCCGCUCUCCUUCUUCCUCAACUUGGGCAGAAGGCAUAAGAUUGGCUGGAAUUUUCAACACAUGAUGAUGUUUUCAGGCCUCAGGGGAGCGAUGGCAUUUGCCCUGGCCAUCCGAGACACGGCAUCCUACGCGCGCCAAAUGAUGUUCACGACCACCCUCCUCAUCGUCUUCUUCACUGUCUGGAUCAUUGGUGGAGGCACGACGCCCAUGCUGUCAUGGCUUGACAUAAGAGUUGGCGUCGAGGAGCCCUCCGAAGAGGACCAGAACGAGCACCGCUGGCAGUACUUCAGAGUUGGCGUUGACCCAGAUCAAGACCCACCACCCAACAAUGACAGCUUCCAAGUCCUUCAAGGGGAUGGUCCAGAGUCUGCGGGAGGAAACCGGACGAAGCAGGAGAGCGCGUGGCUGUUCAGGCUGUGGUACAGCUUUGACCACAAUUACUUGAAGCCCAUCCUCACACACAGUGGCCCCCCACUGACCACCACCCUCCCGGCCUGGUGCGGCUUGCUGGCUCGGUGUCUGACCAGUCCCCAGGUGUACGACAACCAAGAGCCUCUGAGAGAGGAAGACUCUGAUUUCAUCCUGACCGAGGGUGACCUCACCUUGACCUACGGGGACAGCACGGUGACCGCGAACGGCUCCUCAGGCUCCCACCCGGCCUCCACGAGCCUCGAGGGCGGUCGGAGAAAGAAGAGCAGCUCCGAGGAGGUGCUGGAGCGAGACCUGGGGAUGGGAGACCAGAAGGUCUCCAGCCGGGGCACCCGCCUGGUGUUUCCCCUGGAGGAUAACGCGUGACUCCGCCCCGAGCCCCGAGUGACGGGGCGGGGCCCUGGCGGGGUGAGGAUGGCCGCCAGCCCCAGUGCCGGAGGGGCGGGGCCCUGACUGAAUGGAACUAACACUUCUAUUUGAUGGGGGUUGGAAGCUAUCUUAACAUUUAAAAUUUCACCCCAGACGCAGCUGGUGGGGCUAAAGUGUCUCUGAACCACGACAAAUGCAGACCUGUUCCCACUUUUUCACACAGUAGUGCGCUGUUCAGCGUUAACAAACAAAUAGCAUGCUUUAAUGGUCUCUUCAUUCAUUCACCUGCGGAUCUAAACAAGGUGUGGCAGGUGCUGGGGGUCCCUCCCAGGAGAGGCUUCGGAUCCAGACACAGUGGGGCCAGUCUAGCUGGCUGGGGCGGGGGGAGAGCAGGUUACGGGGAGAACAGGCGUAAAAAAAGAUCAUGAAGGAAGGCAGUUGAGACUGGACCUCCCAGGACGAUGGGAAGCCGGAAUCAGCUGGGACAGAAAACAUGAAACAGCAGUCUGGGAAUGGAGGCUCCAGCAUCAGGGCUGCGUGACGUGCAACCUCCUAGCAAGACUCCUGCCGGUUUUUGUUUUGUUUUGUUUUUUUUUGCUCCCUGUGAUUCCUUUAAACUGAAGAUUGGAAAAUAUGUCCAUGAACAUUUCAACACGGGGGAACGAAUUCUAGUCCCUUCUCUGGAACUCUCCAUAAAGAAGGUCCUGAAAUCUUUAAAAACCAAAGGUAAAAUAGUGCUAUACUGUUGUUUUAAAUGAAAUCGGAGGACAGGAGAAACUGUAGAAACUGAUGGUGACGUCACUGCAAAACUCAAGUCAGUUCUCGAGGGCUCCCGUAUGAGCUGACUGCCUGGGACAGGAAUAGGACUAGAUACCUACUAUGGGUUUAGGAAUAACACCAAAAUGUGUGGGGUGCUGUGUUAUCUAGGGAAGAGAAGGCAGCAAGAAGAAGCAUAAGAGGCAAUAGGCUAGUAUUCAGAGGGAAGAAAUCUCACUGCAAAGAAAAUACACGACUGAGUAGCGUUCCAAACUUGGAGCUAAAAAAUGCCUGGGAUUUCAGCGGCCACAUGAGGAACCUGAGGCAAGUCAAUGGAUGGUUAAGCACUGUUCAGCCUGGCGGAGGGUUCUGUCUGCUAUAAGGUUAAGAAUCCACAUGUCUUGACCUUGAACGCCAUGUAGAGAAGGGUCACUUUCGUGGUACUGGGGAAGCUUAUACCAGCUUAAUGUGUAAGUGUGAUUUAAAAUUUAGGUUUUUAGUUUGGGUUUUGUCAUGGGUGGGCUCUCCUACCUGCCCACACCCGUAAUUGGUGAAAUACUGAGAAAACUCUUGGAAACCAAGUGUAUGAUUCUCCCCCCGUCUCUAUGCUUCAGUGCUAGUAUAUUUGAAAACCCAAUUUCUAAAAACUGCUUUCAUAAAAUGUGGGCAUUUUUCUUCUCAUGGCAGACAAAACAGUGGCCCAGCCUAGGACACCCAUAAUGAAAUCAGCCAUUUAAUGUUCUUAACUCCCUUUUUAAUGGUUAAUUUUUAAAUAAGACGUUGCUUCACAUUUUGCUUUUGAAUUGGUAAUUUGUGCAAACCAGGAAAAACGUAUUACUAGGUUGAGCCAUAUGAAAUUGCUGAUAUUCAACCAUUAAAAAAUGCAGAAAUGGCAGCAUCAUAUGGCUGAAUGUAAUAUAAUUGAAUGAUUUUUCUUCCCCUCUUUUCUUUCUGUCUACACGGAAGUCCAUGUUGGUUUAGUGGUCACUCAUGGGCUUUGUAGUCGUCACUGCAAACAUUUUAUUCUCACCCACUUAAAUGUAAGUAAAUGGAGAUUUGCUAAGACCAACACUUAGCUGGGUUGGUAGUUAUUUGGGGGGAUUUUUUUUUCCCUUCAGUAGAUCAGAGUAAGUCAUUGAUCUAUGGUCCUACUUUUUGUCUGCAAGAUGUGGAGAUUAAUCCUGACCUUACCAAAGGUCCUGGGAAGUGAGUUCACUCAUCAGCAUGCGUCCACCUCUUAGAAGCAUCAUGCCUGUGCCGAGCCGUGAGGAUUUGGGUGCCACAAAGGCCAGACACCAUCUAACCCAAGGCCAGUCUGGGAGAAAUCAGAUUGAAACUGCUACGUAAUGGUACAUCCAGCUAAAGAAAGUUCCUCUGAGAGAGCAGUCCCAAGUCAUCUUAUAAACAUACUUGUUCUGGGUUGGUGGGGAUGACGGUUCAGUAGUCAAAUGUUCUAGAGCACAGGUUCUCAACCCUGGCUGCACAUUAGGAUUACCUGGCUAGUUGGUUUUUUUUUUUUUUUUUAAGUAUUGCUAUGAGGGCCCUCCCCUCCAAGAUUCAGAUUCAGUAGGUUGGGAGUGGGGCCGGGCUGCCAUGCUUUGUUCUGGAUCCUCAAGGAUUCUGCUGUACGGCUCUGGUUGAGAGCCUUUAGCCUUGAACUUGCAGUGAAGCCUAUUUGGAGCCUUCAAGAAUGGCCUAGCAAAGUACAUUUUAUUUUCAUUGUUAGUUGCGUGGAAAAAACUGAAUGUUGAUGGAUAAUAGACUGGGCAGCUGUGAGAGUUCUGUGCCAAUAACCUUUGCAGAACACUUUGAGGAAUGUACUUCGUGAAGGAAAGGAGGGUGACUUGGGCGUAUGUAUGGGGGGAUUAAAAAGUUGUCAUCUUUGCCCCCAUUUGUGGAGAAAAGGGGGGUUUUGUCUUAACUGAGCUGCUGACUCCUCAGACGUGAAGGUUUCCGAGAAGCUGUCUUUGCCAUUUCCCCUGAGGUUAUCUGAACAGCCCCAUUUGCAGUCAGGUGCGCUCUCCCUCCUCACCCUUUGCUUGUCCCCCGUGCCCGCAUCCACGCUGGGCUCCUCAGAACGAGGCUGGGCCGCGUGAAGUGGAAAAGUGUGGUCACUUUGCUGUCGCGUGGCAGUGGUGUCGGUAGCAGGUAAAUAGGAGAUGUGAUCUUGUGUACAGCACCGGCAGAGGGAUGCCAGCAAAGCCUGCCAUUCCUUCUAAUACCCUCCUGCGGGGGCUACGAGGAGAAGUGAACUUUCUCUCCUAAAGAAGGAAAUUUGGAAUUUAAGGUUAAGUCUGCAUUUCUUCCAAGGAAACAGGUAUAGGAAGGGCAUAUUGUGAUUAAAUGGACUCUGAGCAUCACUGGGGUGGGGUCACUGAGGUAACCACACAAAUAAGUACUGAUGCCCUGCAGCCAGAAAUCCCACCGGGACAUCAAAUCUUUCAUCAAGCAAAUAGCAACGAGCUCUUUAGGCUGUGUUCUGUAGACCUGAAAACAUCCUCCACGGUCCGGUUGACAAACAACAUCUCUUUAGGAAAUGUGAAAAAUGUUCUCUCAGCUAUUCGUGAGCAUUUCAGUCUCGGGCAAAGAAGUUCUUUCCAAAACAGAAGUCUGUUUCACACACACUCCCCCACCCCGCCCCACCCUCC
Camelus dromedarius (Arabian camel) is the source of this 5738-nucleotide messenger RNA. RefSeq names its product solute carrier family 9 member A7 (gene SLC9A7). The transcript is spliced from 17 exons. Gene Ontology annotation, biological process: sodium ion import across plasma membrane; proton transmembrane transport; regulation of intracellular pH. The record is from RefSeq and is a predicted model, not a curated record. The coding region runs from base 142 to 2331 and encodes 729 amino acids. Gene Ontology annotation, cellular component: recycling endosome; plasma membrane. Lineage: Eukaryota; Metazoa; Chordata; Mammalia; Artiodactyla; Camelidae. Gene Ontology annotation, molecular function: sodium:proton antiporter activity; potassium:proton antiporter activity.